AUGCAGAACAAAGUCGUCUUCCUCUCCGCCAUCCUGGCUUGUGGUUCCGCAUCUUUUCUCUCCGACCAGAAUAGCAAACUCGUCGAUGACGGCCUGGACAACAACCAAAUCCGCAGUCCGCUUUUCACUCAGGACAUCCUAGCCCUUCCCAAUCUCCCUGAUGAGCUUCGAAAGAGGGCCACAGACACGGACCUGUGCUUCACCAUCAAUCGCGAUGAUUGUGAGGACUCAAUGAUCAGCUUUCUUGCCUGUGCUGCGGAUACAAAUUCCGGGGAGUGUGUCCUUGGUGCAGAGUGCGUCAUCACCCCUAAAGAGUGUCUGCCUGAGGUCAAAUUGCAGGCUCGCCAGGACGGCGGCGGCUCGCCCUUCGACCCUGAGCUCUCUCAACGAUCCCCAGACGAUGUGGAACCCACCUUGAGCAUCCUGGUCGACUCGAACGCAGUUGAUGAAGUUCCCCUCGAGACCCGACAGGAUGCAAGGAUCAGUGACGAGAUCCAGGCAGCCAUCCCGGCUGAAGUCAGAAACGCAAUGCUCAACAAUCCCGAUGCUGCCGAGUCUCUGGCCAAUGUAUUCUCCGGUGGCUCGAAGCCGCAGUGGUUUGCCAGGCUGCCUGCGAGCGUCACCAACUACUACGCCACCAUCACCCCUCCACCCACCAUGACCGGCUAUGUCAUCAAGGACACAACAAAUGACCCAGAAAGGCAAAGUCUUGACAACUGGGUAGCAUCUGUUCAGUAUUACAAGGACCUCAUCGCAUCUGCCUCUCUGUCGGCGGCUUCCGAGUCGGACUAUGCCAGAAGGAUGUCAAGAGCGGCGGAGGAAAAGUCCAAGUGGGCAAGCGAAGAAGAGGACGGACAAUUGCAAACCAGCGCAUGGGAGCAAUCAAGGUUGGCUGCGUCUGCGUCUACCCACGCUGCCGCUGAAUCAAGCUAUGCUGCCUCGGCGUCUCGGACCGUUUAUGGACAAAAAGCUCAAAUUGGACAAGGAUCCACCGCCGACAUGCAACUGGCAUUUGGUUCGAGCAUCGUUGGGGCUGUGGUGUGCCUUGGGUUGGCUUUUGCUCUGUAA
This is a messenger RNA of Fonsecaea multimorphosa CBS 102226, 1068 nucleotides long. RefSeq lists its product as uncharacterized. Lineage: Eukaryota; Fungi; Ascomycota; Eurotiomycetes; Chaetothyriales; Herpotrichiellaceae. Bases 1 to 1068 code for a protein of 355 amino acids. The record is from RefSeq and is a predicted model, not a curated record. The transcript has a single exon.